Messenger RNA from Sorghum bicolor (sorghum), 1762 nucleotides. RefSeq names its product serine carboxypeptidase II-1. The transcript has 9 exons. The coding region runs from base 177 to 1568 and encodes 463 amino acids. Gene Ontology annotation, biological process: proteolysis. NCBI's taxonomy places the organism in Eukaryota, Viridiplantae, Streptophyta, Magnoliopsida, Poales, Poaceae. Gene Ontology annotation, cellular component: vacuole. Gene Ontology annotation, molecular function: serine-type carboxypeptidase activity. The record is from RefSeq and is a predicted model, not a curated record.
AUUCUCAACUACUACUGGUCCGCAGUCAUUCUGUUCCAUCCAUUGGCUCUCUGCUCCAAGUCCUACCCCACUCUCCCUGCAACGCUCCAAUCCUCAUCACUCUCUGUGUCCGUGAGCUCUGCUCCUCUGCAUCAACCAGAGCUGCCCUCGGAUCCAGGGACCUACCGCGAGCGCCAAUGGCGGCCGCGGCGGUCCUGGCCGCCAUACUAGCGCUGUUCUCCCGCGCGGCGUCCGCAACGGCCGCGACGGCAGCGGCGAAGGCGGACCGCAUCGGCAGCCUGCCGGGCCAGCCGCCGGUCAACUUCUCCAUGUACUCCGGCUACGUCACCGUGGACGCGGCCGCGGGGCGGGCCCUCUUCUACUGGCUCAUCGAGGCGGCCGGCGUGCCCGCGGAGUCCGCGCCGCUCGUGCUCUGGCUCAACGGCGGGCCCGGGUGCUCCUCCGUCGGCUACGGCGCGUCGGAGGAGCUCGGCGCCUUCCGGAUCAACGCCGACGGCAGGACGCUCUACUUGAACCCCUACCCCUGGAAUAAAGUGGCGAACAUGCUGUUCUUGGACUCGCCGGCGGGCGUCGGUUACUCCUACUCCAACACCACCUCCGAUCUGUACACUGCCGGUGACAACAAGACAGCCCAUGAUUCGUACAAUUUCUUGGUGAAUUGGCUGGAACGGUUUCCACAAUACAAGUAUCGCGAUUUCUACAUCACGGGAGAGAGCUAUGCAGGCCACUAUGUGCCUCAGUUGUCUCAACUAGUAUACCGGAACAACAAAGGCAUCAAGAAGCCAAUCCUAAACUUCAAAGGCUUCAUGGUUGGAAAUGCGGUAAUCGACGAUUACCAUGACUUCAUUGGCACAUUUGAGUACUUGUGGACACAUGGGCUCAUCUCUGAUGAAACCUAUGAAAAGUUGCGGUUGGCCUGUCAGUUUGAGGUAUCUGAGCAUGCGUCGAAGGAAUGCAACAAGAUGUUUGGCAUUGCUGAGGCUGAGGAAGGAAAUAUUGAUGCAUACAGCAUCUACACGCCUACUUGCAAGAAGACAUCACUUCAUAAGCGCAGGCUUAUAAGAGGAAGAACGCCCUGGUUGCCCAGAGGAUAUGAUCCCUGCACUGAGAAGUACUCCACAAAGUACUACAACUUACCUGAGGUGCAGAAAGCUUUACAUGCCAAUGUCACUGGAAUACCAUACCCCUGGGUAACCUGCAGUGACCCAGUGUAUGAUUUUUGGAAAGAUUCGCCGAGAUCAAUGCUUCCUAUAUACCGUGAACUUAUAGCUGCAGGCUUAAGGAUAUGGGUUUUCAGCGGUGAUGCUGAUUCUGUUGUCCCCCUCACCGCGACAAGAUACUCCAUUGAUGCCCUCUUUCUACCAACUGUCACAAACUGGUAUCCUUGGUAUGACGAUGAAGAGGUUGGUGGGUGGUGCCAAGUGUACAAGGGAUUGACACUGGUGACGAUCCGAGGUGCAGGGCACGAGGUUCCCCUCCACCGGCCGCGGCAGGGCCUGAAGCUCUUCGAGCACUUCCUGCGAGAUGAGCCCAUGCCCAAGCCUGUAGAUAGCAUUCAGUCAUUUUAGAAUUGGUUACUGUCUCUGAGUCUCUCGCUUGAUGAAGACCUGGCUGCGCAUUCUUCUUGCUGUAACACAUUCGUUGCCACAUUUUACAGGCCAACACGUUUCACUUGUUCAAUAAUCCACAUUGGCCAGCCGUCACACUCCAUUGUUACGAGUGAUUUUCAGGGAAAAAAACUGAGCUGCCUUAAUUGUCUUCC